Molecule: messenger RNA, 1515 nt
Organism: Striga asiatica
Lineage: Eukaryota; Viridiplantae; Streptophyta; Magnoliopsida; Lamiales; Orobanchaceae
Source: the annotation of a GenBank genome assembly
AUGAUCUUCCGGCGAUGGCCAAGCCAGCUCUUCACCAUUACACGCAUUCCACCAUUCAUCAAAAUCCAGAGUCGGAAUCUCGUCAACGUGAAGUUCAAGUGGGUGAACGACCCCGUUCUCGACACCGCAGUCUCAAACGCCCUACACCUCAAGGCCGCCUCUACUCUCAUCUCGCUCAUCGCCUCCAACCCCGAUUUCGCCCUUCCGAUUUACUGCCUCUCCAGGUGCCGCGGCCAGCUCGGCCUCCCGCCUGACCUCAAACUCUCCACCUUCAUCCGCCGCUACCCCAACAUUUUCCGCGAAUUCUACCGCCCAGAUUCCAGCGGCACCCCUGUUCCCUGGUACGAGCUCACCCCCGAGGCCUCUGAAAUUCACCGUCUGGAAACCCGUUUGGUUUACAAUGACUGCUACGCGGAUAUCUUAAGCAGGCUGCAAAAACUGCUCAUGCUCACAAAACAGAGACUGCUCCCUUUACAGACCAUCGACCAGCUGAGAUGGGAUCUAGGGCUUCCGUACGAUUACGAGACCACGUUUCUCACCGAAAGGCCCGAUUUAUUCUCCUCGGUGAAACUCCCGGACGAGCGUGUCGGCGUGAAACUCCUGACGUGGGAAAAUCAUCUGGCCGUGUCGCAUUUGGAGUCGAAAGGCAGCGCCAGAAAUGGCAAGGCACUGGCUUUGGCUUUUCCCAUACGGUUCACGCGCGGUUUUGGGCUGAAAAGGAAAUGCAUGCAGUGGCUGGACGAGUGGCAGAAACUGCCCUACACGAGCCCAUACGCAGAUUGGUCCCAUCUCGACCCGCGGACUGAUGAGUCCGAGAAACGGGUGGUGGGCGUUUUUCACGAGCUACUGCACCUGACGGUGCUCGGGAGGACAGAGAGGCGGAACGUGAGCAAUUUGCGGGGCCCACUGGGAAUGCCCCAGAAGUUCACCAAGGUGUUUGAGAGGCAUCCCGGGAUUUUUUACCUGUCGAGAAAGGGUGGCGUGCAGACUGUGGUGCUGAGGGAGGCGUAUGGUCGAGAAGGGGUGAUGGUGGAGAGUCACCCUUUGGGGGAGAUUAGGGAGAAAUACGCGUGCAUGAUGAUAAAGGGGUUUUUGGACAGGAGCCGGGGGUUGUAUAGGAGGGAAAGGGGGAUUUGUGAGGGUGGUGGAGAGUGGUCUGCUGGAUUUGUUGAGUCGGAAAAUGAGAUGGAGCGUGAUUUGCUAUCAGAAUUACAUACAUUCUGGGUGAGAAAAUUGAAGAAAAAGAAACAAGAGAGGCAAGAAAUCAACGGUUUGUCAGGUGGUUGGAAAUGCAUAUAUGUUGGUCAUUCUUUUGUUUCCCAUUCUUCUUCCUUGCGGUAUGAUGAUGAAACGAAUCCGGUCUACAAGUUUGUGGAAGAAAAAAAGCAGUUAGCCCCUACAGUGGAGAUUAGCUUCUUUUAUAAUAAAUGUGGGAUGGACCAUGAAGGCAUCUUUGCUUUCCUCACAUCUUUCAGCAAAGAGAAUAGUUUCUCCAUUCGUCUAGCAAAAUCCUGA